Messenger RNA from Nicotiana tabacum (common tobacco), 2106 nucleotides. Its product is annotated as F-box protein At5g07610-like. The record is from RefSeq and is a predicted model, not a curated record. Lineage: Eukaryota; Viridiplantae; Streptophyta; Magnoliopsida; Solanales; Solanaceae. Gene Ontology annotation, molecular function: protein binding.
UCCUAAGUGAUCUGUCAUAACUCAAUGCCAAUAAAUCCUUCGGGGUGGCCGAGUUGGUUGAGCAAAAGACUUUCCAAAUGGGAGAUCUAGAGUUCGAAACCACUUGUAUACCUUCUCUAUCGAGCCCCUCGCACGGGACUCAAUGCCAAUAAAUCCUUCGGGGUAUCCGAGUUGGUUGGGCAAGGGACUUUCCAAAUGGGAGAUCUAGAGUUCGAAACCACAUGCAUACCUUCUCUAUCGAGCCCGUUGCAUGGGACUUGCCUAGUGUGAAUUAUCCUUCUGUGUAAUUUGCGGGCUAUUACACAGGAGCCGGGUUUAGCGGUGGAUUUACCUUGUAGCAGCGGUUGAGGGUUCCUUGUUAACCAAAACUCAAUGCCCAAUAAUUUCACCUUCUUGUUCUCUGUAUUUCCAAGCAAUUCGCACAUAGUUCAACACUUUAAUGAUAAAAUUAAUUUUGUGCCUAUACUUUUUCCGGUUUUCAUUUCCUUUUAAAGCUAACUGCCUAACCAUUUCCCUUUUUUGCGCUGAUUUAUCAGGAAAGUUCUUUUCAUUUUUUCGAAAUUGUUAGACUAGAAAGUUUCAUUUUCGUGGCUCAUUCAUGCUAGUUGGGACUGUUAAGAAUAACAAUAUUGUUCCUGGAUUGAAUGAAUGCAAUUUCAAAACCGUCAAAAAAGGUUGGCCAUAACAAACUCAAUCAAAAUGAACAAACAUUUCUAAAUCUCAACUCCUCUCCACUUCACUCCUCGUACUAAAUCCCAUAAUGACUGAAAACUUCAAGCAGAUGAUAUCAAAAUCAUCAUUUUGUCCGGCCGAAAAGAUCGCCGGCAGCGAUGAUCUCUUAAAGGAAAUUCUCUUACGAUUACCCGCCAGUUCUGUUCUCCGUUUCAGUUGCGUCUCCCAUCGCUGGCGUUUCUUCAUCUCCGACCCUUAUUUCCGGCAACUCCAUUCUCGCCGGAGCGCCGCCAUUACCGACGGCCUCUUCUUGUUCCGUAAAUCCGACAAGAAGUACCACUUAGACCACCUCUUUAAUUUCUCCGACACUAGUAAAAGAAAAGUUGUCCCUUCUAAUAUCCGCACUUUUACAGACAGCUUCCGUUCAGUUGAACCGUUGCACUGUUGUAAUGGUUUGUUGUGCCUUAAGCUUCUUCAACUUGAUAAUGAUGACGUGUUAUAUUGUGUUUAUAACCCUCGUACAAAUCGACACACUAAUAUUCCACUACCUGAUAUUAAUGAUGAAGAAGAAAUUGUGUCAAUGAAUUUGGCUUUUGAUCCGAAAAGGUCAAGCAAUUACAAGAUUAUUUGCAUUGUUAAAGAAAGAUUAGGGUUUUUGAGGUGGUUGACUUUUUCUAAUAAUUGGAAGGAAUCGGGUCAAGGGGUUCGGGUCAGAGGACAGUAUUAUUUUGGGAAAGGGGUAUUUUUGAAUGGUACUAUAUAUUGGACCAGUAAACAUUCAGCUUUUGUGUGCUUUGAUAUGGAUAAUGAUAGUCUGAAAAUAAUGCCUAGUACUUCUGUUCCUGAGGGGCGUAACGGAAGAAAAAUUAAGUAUUUUGGUGAAUCUGCUGGAAAUUUGCAUCUUAUCGAGGAAAAUGUGCUUCGGUCCACAUUGCUCAAUGUGUUUGAAUUGGAGAAUGAUUAUUCAAACUGGUACGUGAAAUAUGUUGUGGAUGUUGAUGAUCUGACUCGUUUGUUUCCUCUAAUGGUGAUUAAUGAGCCGGAGUCUCUUGAUGUUAUCGGUUACCAAUUUGAUGUGCUGUGUUUUGUUGAUGGUGAGAAAGAUGGGAAGACGAUGCUCGUGUUGUCAUUACCAGAAAAAAUGAUCUCUUAUGAUAUUAAGAAUAUGAGUAUUAAGGAGCUUCUGAAUGUGCAGCUAGAAGAACUUCAUCUCAGCAUUGAAGGUUUUAUUGUGUACAACUAUAAAUGGUAUCAUGCUUACAAGCAUGUUGAAACACUUGCUCUUGUUUAGUUACUCUAAUUAGCUUUUACCUUAGUUGGAUUUUAGUAGGAUCAAUAUUUGAUGAAAUAAACUUAGCUUGCUAUUUGUGGCAAUUUGACUUUGUGUGAAAUGUUUAUGCCCACAUAAGAUCAGUGGCGGAGCUAGAAGCCUUA